GUGUGUGUGGCCCGAGCUCAGCAUGCACGGAGGGGUCUGCUGGUAGUGAGGAUGCGAUUGUGCAUGUUGGAAAAAACAGGCGCUUGAGUUAGUGCAGAAUGGCAGGAAACCAAUCCGCGAUGGAAGCCUUCCUGGACUGAGAGAUGGGGUUCUGCAUCAGAUCUAGAUACUGUCUGAAGUCAAAUAGGAAAUAGCCUAUAAAGAAAGGAUGUGAACCUAGAGAAAGAAGACAAUAUUUUGAUGGACUUAAUUGUUAUGAGCAUGAAUUCAAAGAGAACAUACACCUUCAUUGAAGAUUGAAUCAGGGAAUUGAAAGUCAUCAUUGGACAGCAUGCUGUUGUUGGAUUCUCUGCUAAGGAUCUCUUUCCCAGUCCUCCCCUAGUCUAACAGAAGUUAGAGGUGAUGAAGUCGAUCCUAGAUGGGCUUGCAGACACCACCUUCCGCACCAUCACCACUGACCUCCUCUAUGUGGGUUCCAAUGACAUCCAAUACGAAGACAUCAAAGGUGACAUGGCUUCCAAAUUAGGAUACUUCCCACAGAAAUUCCCUCUGUCUUCCUUCCGGGGAAGUCCCUUCCAAGAGAAGAUGACUGCAGGAGACACCCCACAGCUGGGCCCUGGGGCCGACCAGGGGAACAUCACUGAGUUCUUCAACAAGUCCCUUUCAACCUACAAGGAAAAUGAAGAAAACAUUCAGUGUGGGGAGAACUUUAUGGACAUGGAGUGCUUUAUGAUUCUCAACCCCAGCCAGCAAUUAGCCAUCGCUGUGCUGUCCCUUACACUGGGUACCUUCACAGUGCUGGAGAACCUGCUGGUGCUGUGUGUGAUCUUGCAUUCUCGCAGUCUUCGCUGCAGACCUUCCUACCACUUCAUCGGCAGCCUGGCUGUGGCAGACCUCCUGGGGAGUGUCAUUUUUGUCUAUAGCUUUGUUGACUUCCAUGUGUUCCACCGCAAAGAUAGCCCCAAUGUGUUUCUUUUCAAACUGGGUGGGGUCACAGCCUCUUUCACUGCCUCUGUAGGGAGCCUAUUUCUCACAGCUAUUGACAGGUACAUAUCAAUUCACCGACCCCUGGCUUAUAAGAGGAUCGUCACUAGGCCCAAGGCUGUGGUAGCCUUCUGUCUAAUGUGGACCAUAGCCAUUGUGAUUGCUGUGCUGCCUCUCCUGGGGUGGAACUGCAAGAAACUUCAAUCAGUUUGCUCUGACAUCUUCCCACUCAUCGAUGAGACCUACCUAAUGUUCUGGAUUGGGGUCACCAGUGUGCUAUUGCUGUUCAUUGUGUAUGCAUACAUGUACAUCCUCUGGAAAGCUCACAGCCACGCAGUCCGCAUGAUUCAGCGAGGCACCCAGAAAAGCAUUAUCAUCCACACAUCAGAGGAUGGCAAGGUCCAGGUGACCCGGCCAGACCAAGCACGCAUGGAUAUCAGACUGGCCAAGACCCUGGUUCUAAUCCUUGUGGUUUUAAUCAUCUGCUGGGGCCCCCUGCUUGCGAUCAUGGUAUACGAUGUCUUUGGGAAGAUGAACAAGCUCAUUAAGACGGUGUUUGCUUUCUGCAGUAUGCUCUGCUUGCUCAAUUCUACCGUGAACCCCAUCAUCUAUGCUCUGAGGAGCAAGGACCUGAGACAUGCUUUCCGGAGUAUGUUCCCCUCAUGUGAAGGCACAGCACAGCCUCUUGAUAACAGCAUGGGGGACUCAGACUGCCUGCAUAAGCAUGCCAAUAAUGCAGCAAGUGUUCACAGGGCCGCAGAGAGCUGUAUCAAGAGCACAGUCAAGAUUGCCAAGGUGACCAUGUCUGUAUCCACAGACACGUCUGCUGAGGCUCUGUGAGCCCAAUGCCUCCCUGGAAGUACAGGAAAAGAAUUUUUUUUCUCUUUUUUAUUUUUAAGAAGCUCAAAAUCUAGACAUCUCUCGUCUCCUUGGUCAUAUUUGUUUAGGCUUACUAUGUUCAGUGCAAAGGUGAUUGUCACCACAAUCAACUAUAAGUUCUCUAACAUUUCAAUAGUGUAGUAUUCAAACUCAGUUUUUCUAGAGGUUUUUAGUGGAGAGAGUGUGAUUUCAACAUCUCAAAACAUCCUUUACUGAAGUUUUAACAAAAAAGGAGUGAUAUUUUUGACCAUUACAAUUUGAAGUCUAAGUAACUAUAGAAAAAAAUUGCAUCAAAUGACUACUGCCUUUGUAACCACACUUUCUUGAUAAUGUGUAAUGUUUUUGUCCAUAAGUAUCAGAGAUGUCCAUUUUUAAGACAGAUAUAGUACUUAACCUAGAGUAUUUCGUAAAAUGUAUUGUGUCCCGUGAGUUGUGUAUCAUUGUUUAUGAUGUGUUAUAUAAAGUUGUCUAGUUCAGUAAAACUGAAGGGUAGACUUCUCAAAACAAUGAAACAUAAACAAUGGGAUAUGCCAGUGAGACUACCUUUUCAAAAAAUUAAUCCCAUGUUAUAACUUUAAAGACCUUAAUAUUUUUUUUCAAAUAUCUAUACUUAACACUUAAAUAACCAUAAAGGUUUAUUUUUCUGUUACACAACAGGAAGAACUUGAAGAUUAUUCAAAGACCUGAGCAGAAUUCUUUGAUGCUUAAAAAUGCAUUAGCUCUGCACUACCACUGACAUUGCUUACCUUCUGAACUGUUGCUGUUCUGUUGAGUGAUGGACUCCAGAAUGGAAGAGCAAAGGCAUACUGACAAUUUUGACUAUCAUCUGUGACUUUCUUUAGUAUUUAGCUAUUACUGGACUAUUAAGACAGCAUGUGUCAAUCUUAAUGUAUAUUGUUAUCAAUGUGCAAUUGUUUACUUGAAGAGUUUGCAUUCUUAUAUUCCAGGUAUAAGUAGAUUUUAAACCUGGGUAGCCAAAUAAGAGUCUACUUUCCCCCUCAAUUAAAAAGUAUUGUCUGAAUCAGUAGAAUUAUAACUGUGAGUGUGAAUAUAAAUGUGUGUAUGUGUGUUUUAUCCUGUAACUGUUGCAGUAAUGUUAUAAAGUGAUAAAACUGACAGUAUAAACUGUACAAUUUGCUGCAUUCUUGCACAUGAAUUCAGUUUUUAAAUUUGAGUUCUUCCAGAAAUCAUGCCAAUAAGAAUACUGGCCACAAAUAUGCAGAAAAUACCUCCUACAUACACAAGAGAUUGAGUCAGGUACAAUUAAAUUGAUCUUAGGUAUUUCAUAAGACUAGUAUUUACCAAGGGGCAAUCAAUGACCAUCAUAGAAACAAAGGCCUGUAUUUUCUGAGUCAAUGUUGAAAAAAUGAGAGGGCUUUGGUUUAUGGGCACCCAAUAUUGAUAAAUUCCAUGAAGAUAUGUCAUUA
Suncus etruscus (white-toothed pygmy shrew) is the source of this 3290-nucleotide messenger RNA. It is a transcript of the gene CNR1, whose product is annotated as cannabinoid receptor 1. Gene Ontology annotation, molecular function: cannabinoid receptor activity. The record is from RefSeq and is a predicted model, not a curated record. The coding region runs from base 403 to 1824 and encodes 473 amino acids. Gene Ontology annotation, cellular component: membrane. The transcript has 3 exons. Gene Ontology annotation, biological process: G protein-coupled receptor signaling pathway. NCBI's taxonomy places the organism in Eukaryota, Metazoa, Chordata, Mammalia, Eulipotyphla, Soricidae.